Molecule: messenger RNA, 3235 nt
Organism: Megalops cyprinoides (Indo-Pacific tarpon)
Lineage: Eukaryota; Metazoa; Chordata; Actinopteri; Elopiformes; Megalopidae
Product: protein SCAI
Exons: 18
Coding region: 299-2002 (567 amino acids)
Biological process (GO): DNA-templated transcription
Cellular component (GO): nucleus
Molecular function (GO): transcription corepressor activity
Source: RefSeq, a predicted model, not a curated record
CACUGCAUUCGAUGCCUUGAAUUAGCCUAUUAGUUGUAAAAAAUUUGCAUACGUUUUCCACCUGGAUGCGGUGCAACAUUGCAAUUCAAGAUAGCUACAUGCACGGCACGUUUGUAAUACGCUGGGGUGGCUACGUGGUACUAUUCAGCGAGCUAGCUAACAAGUGACUGGAGAGACAAAAAUUAUAACUAUCAAGAGGACAGACAGAGAUAUUAACUCCUGUCGUUGCAGCCGAAUUUGAGGAUACAAACGGACAAAAAUCACAGAAAACCGAGCGAACUGUACAGCAUCAGGCGGUAUGACCGGGGCAGGAGCCGAGGACGACAUCCCGCUGAGCGAGAGAAAGACCGUCACUGACUUCUGCUACCUGCUGGACAAGUCCAAGCAGCUCUUCAACGGCCUGAGGGACCUGCCGCAGUACGGACACAAGCAGUGGCAGUCGUACUUCGGACGCACCUUCGACGUCUACACCAAGCUGUGGAAGUUCCAGCAGCAGCACAGACAGGUGCUAGAUAAUCGAUAUGGCCUGAAGAGGUGGCAGAUUGGGGAGGUGGCCUCCAAAAUCGGACAGCUCUACUACCACUACUACUUACGCACCUCCGAAACCAGCUACCUGAACGAGGCGUUCUCCUUCUACUCCGCCAUCCGCCAGCGGUCCUACUACUACCAGGUCAAUAAGGAGGACAGGCCAGAGCUGGUGGUGAAGAAGUUGCGGUACUAUGCGCGCUACAUCGUGGUGUGUCUGCUGCUCAACAAGAUGGACCUGGUCAAGGUCCUGGUCAAGGAGCUGUCAGAUGAGAUAGAGGACUACACUCAGCGCUUUAACACUGAGGACCAGCUGGAGUGGAACCUGGUGCUGCAGGAGGUUGCAGCCUUUGUGGAGGCGGACCCUGUGAUGGUGCUGAAUGAUGACAACGCCGUGGUGAUCACAUCCCAUCGGCUGCAGGAAGGGGGCGUGCCGCAAUUGGAGCAGGGCAUGGUGGUUGGCCAGCUCACCCUGGCGGAUGCGCUUGUCAUUGGCAACUGCAACAACCAGGUGAAGUUCAGUGAGCUGACUGUUGACAUGUUCCGCAUGCUCCAAGCUUUGGAACGGGAGCCUGUCAACCUGGCCACACAAAUGAACAAACCAGGGACACUGGAGCCCAAUGAGAAGCCUGCCAAGAGAGAGAACCCCCACAAAUACCUGCUGUACAAACCCACCUUCAGCCAGCUCUACUCCUUCCUGUCUGCCUCCUUCAAGGAGCUGCCAGCAAACAGCGUGUUGCUGAUGUACCUCUCCGCCACCGGAGUCUUUCCCACGGGACGAUCUGAUUACGAAGGUCCCUAUGACUUUGGAGGAGUUCUCACCAACACCACCCGGGACGUGAUCAACGGAGAGGCAGUGCAGAAGCGGAACCAGGCGCAGAAAGAGAUGCACUGUCUCCACCCAGGUGACCUUUACCCAUUCACCAGGAAGCCUCUCUUUGUCAUCGUGGACUCUUCCAACAGCACAGCCUACAAGAAUUUCUCAAAUCUCUUCGGUCAGCCGCUGGUGUGUCUGCUCUCGCCCACAGUGUAUCCCAAAAGCAUGCAAGACCAAUCACAGCGCGGCAGCCUCUUCACCCUCUUCCUGUACAGCCCGCUCAUGGCCUUCCUGUCGGUGUGCGGCCUGAGCAGCAUGCGGGAGGGAUUGUGGGAGAAGGCCCAGGAGCUGCUGCGCAGAGUGUACCGUGACAUAGGCCAAAUGCUCACCCACUCGCACACCAUAGACCAAGCCUUCCUGCAGUUCUACGGGGACGAGUUCCUGCGGUUGUUGCUGAUCCGUUUCGUCUUCUGCUCGGCCACACUGAGGCUACACAAGCUGUUCCGGGAGUCUCGGAGCUACCCCGAGUCGUACCCGCCGCUGCCCAGGCAGGACACAGUGGAGAGCAGCCUUCUGCAGAGACACGUCCUGGAGCUGGCGGCAAUGUUGGACGUGCAGAGCCUCUUCUACGACAACACUCUGUCACUGGAUGAUUACUGACACCCCCCCCCCCACAGCCCCACAGCCCCACAAACACUCACCCCUUCCACACAAGUCACAUGAUUUGUGUUUUUUGUUUGUUUUUUUUGUUGGAGGGGUGUUAGAGGGUGGGGAUUAUCCCCCCCGCUUCUGAGGUGUACCUGAGAUCCAUUUUCUUUCACCUUUUUCUACUUUUUGAAAGAGUUGGUCACCGCAAGGAAGUUAGUUAUAAACAUGGGCUAGUAAUGUCAAAUCACUGUGUGCAAGCUGGUGUUUGGAUCUUACACACCGACACCCCCAGACAUGUUGACUGACAGACACAAUCUCAUACUUUUAAACACAUUAGCGUAACAUUUAUACCACGCACAUACAGACACACAAACACAGGAUGAAUAUGUGGUGCAGCUAUGUAGUUUGUUUGUGAAGAGAACAAAAGAUUAAACAGACAAUAGUAGGCUUUUUAAAAAUGAAGAGUACAGUAAGAAAAAAAACCGCCUGCAAUGAUUUAAUGCUGUUACUUUGUAACUGAGUUUAGACCCCAGUAUGUUUGCUACAUGUAGGACUAGUGUGCCUGUUGUGUGUAGGUGGCCGAGGCCAGGUUUACAGAAUCAGUGGUUAGGCUGCAGUAAGACAGUUUCUGCAUGUACUAAUUGUCAACCGGCUGUUUUUACACAGAUAAUGUAGUUUUAGUGAUUUUGUUUCUUCUCCAGUUGUCUUUCUUGUGAAUGAAUAUGUUGUGUUAGGGUUUUUUUUUCUAUUUCUUUCUUUCAAAAUGCUGCUUAUUUCACCCUGCAUGAUUAGGUGAGUUUUGUAGGGCUAUGAAACACCUCUGCGUGAUUCGUUGACUGUCCUGCGGGGCUCACCUAUAGGAUUGCUCUGCUUCUGGAGUGGGUGGGACUAAAGUGGUCUUUCCCAUUGCCUGCCUGACUGUGAAGGACACGCAGAGGAUUUGGGUGAGCCCAAUUCUUUUUGCUGGUUCCCUUCUCCCUGCUGUACUCCCCAGGACCUGCAAGUGGUGGCAGCGGCCUAGUGCCACUGCUGUGCAGACCUUACAAAAAUACUGCCAUGUGGUGUGAGCCCCUCGAUACAGAUCAGCCACUUGCUCAUCUUUUAAAUGCUUGUCUUUGACUGGCUGGCUCAUUUCACCUGGGAGAAAGCGUACUGUUCCUUGUUAAAUCAUUUGAAUAAGAUGCUGUCCAUAGAGUUUGAUGUGCCAUUUUUAUAACCUAGUGUCACAUUUAUCACACAUUCUAU